UUAGCGGUUAAAUGAAUGUGAAAACAUUUGGUUACCAUCUAUCUAUAGUAUAGAAAUUUCAAAUGUGUAAUGUCUGUAUUUAAAUAUGUAUCGAUAUUUUCAUUUUAUAAUUUUGGUGCGUUUUAAUAGUUAAUUCCGGAGUUUGAAGUUAAUAAUUUGAAUUUAACUAAAUGAAUAAAAAUGUUUGAUUGUGAGGUAUAAAACGACGAUAUUGUUCCAUCAAGACGAUGUUUCGGCGCACAUGGUUAAUGAAGUCUUUCCCACCAAGUGGAUAGGAAGAAGAGGGGCUGUGAAUUGGCCGUAGAUCUCCGGAUCUUAAUCCAUUACACUAUUUUCUACAUUACGAAAAAUAGAUACAAGCUGGUUCGGGACUGUAUACAAUAUUCUUAUGACAAGCUAGGAUUUUGUAGUAAAUGGUAAUUGGUGUAGAAGAACAUUGAUGUAGGUCAGGAACACACUUUGUAUUGACAAUGGCAUAACUUUAACCUCACUCGCGUUGACUGUUGAUUGAAAGUUUCAUUGCUUCCGUGAAAUAAGAUGAGCUUCCAAAAACUAUAGGUGAAAAUAAUAAACUAAACAAUAACAGCCAAAAUGGAAUCUAAAAUAUACCUUUGCCCGGCGGACAAAAAGUAUAAAUGUAAAUGGAAAGGAUCGUCCGAUGAUGUUUUUGAUCACUUUAGUCGAAUGCACGAAGACUUACUACAUUUUAAUGAGUCAAUAGAUAUCUCAUUAGACGCAGCAACUGAAAAUCAUCUUUUGUUAUUAAAUGCAGAAAUUUAUUUGUUGCAGCUUAAAGUAACUAAUGAGUUUCUUAAUAUAUAUUUACGUUUUCUCGGUCCUGCUAGAAUAGCGUCCACAUUAACAUAUGAUGUACAUAUAGGCAGAGAUAAUGUUUUUAUUGCCAAAGAAAUUAUUGAAAUAACAGAUGGAGCUUUUCGCGUUCCACUUGAGUCUCUAUAUGAAAAAUUUAAGGAUAUUUCAAAUGAUUCAAAUAGCAUUUGCUGUAAAUUGAUGCUAAAUGAGAAACCUAUAAUUGAAUGUUUUGACAAUAUCUUCACUGAUAAUAAAGCAUCAAAUAAUUGGUCAAAUGCUAAUGAGUCCAAAAAAGACAUACAAUGUUUACGAAAUAGCAAUAUUGAUAAAUUAAAAAUUAAUUUGGAUAAUACUUUAGAUUUAAGCAAGGAUGUUAAUGACCUUAGUCCUAAUUUACAAGAUUUAUUUGAUAGUUCUUAUGAAGAAAAUUUGACUUUUGAGCUUUGUGAUAAGAAAACUACUUUGGAUGAGAGCGAUUGUGUUUUUGAUUCUGAAACGGAAUACAAAUCGAAAAAUAUAAGAUCUGUUCUUACAAGAUCACUUACAUUUACCCCAGAGGAUAUGAAAAGGAAUAUAGUUAAAAGACAGGCUAGUAUGAGAAGCCUUACUUCUAUAGCAGAAAAUGACUUGGAUGAUGAACUAAAAUGUUCUAACUGUAAUGGUCAUUUAGCUGCUCCUAUAUUUUAUUGUAUAGAUGAGCAUAAUAUAUGUGUAACAUGUUACCAAAGUAAACAAGUAUGUACUCUAUGUGAAAAAGAAAUUACUUCAAAUAGAAAUUUGGAAUUGGAAAAAAAGUCUGUUAACUUUAUUUACACUUGCGUAAAUAGAAAAAGUGGAUGCCCAAAAAAGCUUUCUUAUGCAGAUAUUUUGGAUCAUGAAAUUAAUUGCACCUUUUGCGUAUAUUUCUGUCCAAUGGAAGAAUGUAGUUUCAAGGGAUCUUUUAAAUAUAUGGUAGGCCACCUUAGCCUAAUUCAUAGUAGCGUAAAGCUAUUCCAGUCCUUUAUUGCAGUAUUUCAAAAAUAUCAGGAGAUUUUUUUAGUAAAUGAAACUAUGGGCAUUUUCUAUUGCUCAUGGACUCUCUUAGAUAAUAGUGUUAUAUGGAAAGCAAAAUUUUGCGGACCCAAGGCUCGAAAGUUUUUUUGCGAAUUAAAAUUUAAAGGCAAGAACUUUAAAGAACCUUUAUUAUUAAUAAAACAAAAUGAUGUUUAUAUUAAAGAAAUGAGUUUGGCGGAGCUUAAAGAAUACAAAAUAAAACCCAAACAUUCUAUACUGACAGUAACAGGUUAAUUGUUACAGAUAAUAUAUAUGAUUUUUUAUAUGUUUUCCCUUUUUUUGCUUAAUGUGAUAUUAGGUUUAAUUUACCGUACUCUUUAAUUUAACUGAAAAUUAAAAUUUUUGUUUUAUGUCUCAACCAUAUGUAAAACAGUUGAGAUAAAAAAAUUAAUAAAACAUGUAUUUGUUAGUUA
This is a messenger RNA of Anthonomus grandis grandis, 2279 nucleotides long. RefSeq lists its product as uncharacterized. Gene Ontology annotation, molecular function: ubiquitin protein ligase activity; zinc ion binding; ubiquitin conjugating enzyme binding. Gene Ontology annotation, cellular component: cytoplasm. The record is from RefSeq and is a predicted model, not a curated record. Gene Ontology annotation, biological process: proteasome-mediated ubiquitin-dependent protein catabolic process; multicellular organism development. The transcript has 4 exons. The coding region runs from base 592 to 2100 and encodes 502 amino acids. Lineage: Eukaryota; Metazoa; Arthropoda; Insecta; Coleoptera; Curculionidae.